GACAUGUGAGAAAAGGCCACAUAAAAGUCUGGCCAAAGAGCUGAUUCGUCGUAGCAUAAUCCGUAGUAAAAUAGACAUCUAUGUCGCACGUCCCGACCAUCAAAUAUGCGACAGCUACCCCGGAAGUUCCAGGGGGAUUAGCUUCGACUAGCCUUGGCGCGGGUUCAUCCCCCGAAAUAGACGCGAACGCUUCCCGACCCGGCACCUCUCUAGGAACGUCCGCGACACCUGGACCAAAGCCACGCAGUUGUGUCACAUGCCGCACACGAAAAGUGCGAUGUGACAAGACGUCACCAUGUUCAAAUUGCCGCCGCGCAAGAAUCCCCUGUGUUUUCCCUUCGUCAGACAAGCCCCCACGAUGGGCUCGUCGGCUGGAGCGCAUUGCGAACAAUGCUAAGGCUGAGCAAGAAGCCGGCUCGGGUGUUAGUCAAGUUAUGGAUAGGCUUCGAAAACUCGAAGGCCUUGUGAAAGAACUUAGUAGUCAGUUGGAGCAAGCACACGGUGCUACACAUACGAGUAGCCAUGGCUCACCUUCGGCAAACUCGCCGGGGAGCUCAAGCUAUGACCAUGAUGCGGAUCGCCAUACGGCAUCGCCACCUGUUACAAAUACUUCUAAUCUAUCAAAGCAGUUUGGUAGGCUUGUUCUCGGAGAUGCUGGCCAGAGUCACUACGUAAGCAACGGCUUUUGGUCGCGCGUUAAUGACGAGCUUGAUGGCCUCAAAAUGGAAACUGAGGGUCUGGCUAGUGGAUACUACGAUAGUUCCGAGGACGAGGACUCACUUAGCAAGACCCCGUCUACCCAGGAACUAGAUAGGACGCCCUCACAACGUCACGCGUUUCUGUUCGGCCACAACCUUAGUUCUCAUGGACCUGAUAUUCGCGAGUUUCACCCGCCGCUAUCCCAGAUCCCCUUCAUCGUGAAUGUCUUUUAUCAAAACGUCAAUCUUCUAACUCAGGUGGUUCAUAUGCCUACAUUCAAUAAGAUGGUGCAGAGUCUGCAAGACAGUGGCCCAUCGAUUCUCACACCGGCCAACGAGGCUCUAAUGUUUGCUAUAUAUUAUUCAGCCAUAACUUCAAUGGAGGAGGAGGAUGUAAGUUUAUCAUCAAAUUAUUUACUUAUAAUAAAUACUCAUGCAUCGUGUGUUCUACAGGUCGUAGCUAAUCUCGGUUCUUCUAAAUCCGAACUUAACCUAAAGUACCGUCUGGGCUUAGAGUACGCGCUUGCAAAAGCCGACUUUCUAAAUGUGCUCGACAUAGUUCUCAUACAGGCGUUUGCUAUAUUCUUGUGCUUAGCUCGCCGAUAUGAUAGCCCGAGGUUUGUGUACAUGAUGACAGGACUUGUCAUUAGGAUGGCUCUAGCUCUAGGGUUGCAUCGUGAUGGUAGUCAUUUCCCUCAUCUUACUCCCUUUGAAGCCGAAAUGCGACGAAGGCUGUGGUGGCACGUGUGUCUCCUUGAUGUAAGGGCCUCCGAGGACCAAGGCAUGGACCUCACCAUUACCCCCGGCAGUUUCGACACGCGACAGCCCCUGAAUAUUAACAAUGAUGAUAUCAACCCCGAAACAAAGGAAAUGCCUAAGGAGCGAGAGGGUAUAACCGAUAUGACCUUCUCUCUCAUGACUAGCUCUCAGUGCGAAGUAACGAGGGAGAUGAUGGCUGUAAGUCUUAAAGAUGGGGUACCGCAGAUAGAUGUCCAGGACCGCCUUUUGAACGAGUACUACGGGAGGCUAGAGAAGACAUACCUCCAAUACUCUAACGCAGAGGGAAACGUCACAUACUGGGUUGUUGUCGUUAUCGCACGGCUCGUAAUGGCCAAGAUGAGUCUAAUAGUCUACUUCCCGGUGCUUUUCUCGCCCCAAAGCGAGCGCGCUUCCGACGAGAUGCGCAACAGGCUGUUCAUAGCUGCGAUCGAAGUAGCCGAGUAUAACCACGCGCUCAACGUUGAACGGGCCUGUCGCCAAUGGCGCUGGAUUUACCAGACGUACACGCAUUGGUAUGCCGUCGUCUACCUCCUAAUCGAAGUGACACGGCACCCCUGGUCGCCUCUCGUCGAGCGCGCAUGGGUCGCGCUCCACAGCAACUGGCUUAUCCCCGCUCGCAGCAGUACGGAUAAGAGCCUGCGCUUCUGGGUCCCUCUCCGAAAACUUAUGGCUAAGGCUCACCGACACCGCGAAGCCGAGAUCGAGCGGCUUCGGUGUAACCCGCAGGAAGCGCAGAAGUUGGAGACAGAGGACCGGGGUGCUACGCAACCGAGUAGCUCGGGCCCGUCCCCGGGCCCCGACAGCGCCGAGACUUUCCGUGAGCGAUGGUGGCAGCUUGUAACCGUGCCACAGAGCCUGGGGGGUUAUGCACAGACAGUUGUUCAGCUUAGUAGAGGGGUUCUAGUGACACCUAGUGUUACUUAUUCUGCUGAAACUAACGAACCGGGCUUCAGCUCUGUUCCUUCAUAUGAUCCGAGCGCCUCGGUACCCCAACCCGAGUUCACUUAUCCUCAGUCUAGAUUACCGCAGGAAAGCGGAGUUUUUACGCCAGAUAUUUCCAAUAGGAGUUCCCCCGGGGCGAACUUUGGCUUCCAGCAGAAUCCUCAUAGCUCAGCUGCGCCGGGGACGCAGUCGGCCGGUCCAGCUUACGGAUCAUCUUCUUUGGCCUCUAUGGACUUAGGACCAGGCUUCGGAGCUUGGCUAUGGGCUGAUGCGGACCCGUCGGUUGACGUAUUUGCCGAUAUGGAUUUGGAGGCGGCGGAUCUGAACGUAGACUUGGACGGCGAGGUUGAUUGGAAUAAUUGGGUGGCGUCGGCGAAUGGGAUGAAUUGGCCGGAGGGUUGAGGGGAUGAGAAUCGGGGAUACCAAUCUUAAAUCAACAUUAUCAAUGAUGAGGAUAAUAAUGUGCAGCAAACAUGGAUAGAGGCUUCGGGUAACUCUAUUAAAGUUGCUUGCCUUGAUAGUUAAUGAGUAUAAUGCAUUGUACCUUCGGCUAACUCAAUGGUGGAUAUACUGUGAAAAAGAUAUUAACCACAGGAUAAUGGCUCGGGUGAGAGCUGCAAGCAGAAUAUAUUGAAAAUGGAUAGCAGUGAUAUCUAAUGCGUUGUGGUAUUAAAUAGGUAACAGGUAUACUAAGGGUCUUAGUCACGGGAAGAGCCCCUGAGUUUACGACUUACGACGUUUAUCCCGACUAGUAUGAUCCAGUUAUUAUAUACCCUUCCGAGAUUUGGGCGAUAGUUGUCUCCCCGUUAAUGGGAACAUGAUGUGCUAUCCCAAACCGCACGAUAUCUAGUUGCUGGUGUAGCUCAAGCGUGUCCUGUAAACGGCUUGGCGAGCAACUAUAAUGCCAGGCU
Molecule: messenger RNA, 3331 nt
Organism: Daldinia decipiens
Lineage: Eukaryota; Fungi; Ascomycota; Sordariomycetes; Xylariales; Hypoxylaceae
Product: fungal-specific transcription factor domain-containing protein
Exons: 2
Coding region: 81-2822 (913 amino acids)
Biological process (GO): DNA-templated transcription; regulation of DNA-templated transcription
Molecular function (GO): DNA binding; zinc ion binding; DNA-binding transcription factor activity, RNA polymerase II-specific
Source: RefSeq, a predicted model, not a curated record